This is a messenger RNA of Durusdinium trenchii, 708 nucleotides long. NCBI's taxonomy places the organism in Eukaryota, Dinophyceae, Suessiales, Symbiodiniaceae. The record is from the annotation of a GenBank genome assembly.
AUGCCAGAGUUGUGCAGACCAAGCCACGGGCACUUGUCGCCAAGCUUGCGCUGGGGCAUUUCAGCAGACCUCAAGGUGGGCCCCUUCACCGCCGAGGCGGUGUGCUGCGCGAACCACCGCUUUGCUGAAGAGCCACACUUUUGGUCCCAAAACGCAGCCUUCGUCGCGGCGGCCAAAGCUGCGACGGAAAAGAAUCCCCUGGUCUUCUUUGACUCGGCUUGUGACGUGCCUCUCUUCAAAGCGCCGGUGGGCCGAAACACCUCGCAAUGGUUGGAGGAGUCGGCCCAUGGGUGGCCCUCCUUUCGCAGCCAAGAGAUGGUGUCAGAGAAUUUGGUGACCUUCGCCGGUGGCGAGGUGCAGUCGCGUUGUGGCACACACUUGGGACACAACCUUCCCGACGCGAAGGGCGAUCGAUACUGUAUUGAUUUGGUGUGCAUUGCCGGUGAAGAGGCAAGUGUUCUCGCUGGGAAGCCUUCAAUGCAGAACUCCGAGUUCGAGGUCUACUUCGGCUGUGGUCGUUACUUGCCGUCAGAGACUAUUGGCAAUUGUCGAGAUUGUACUAAUAUAUACCUAGACCCCGCAAAAGGGAGUGAUUUUUUUAGGCGAUGGUCCAAAAAGAUCUCAAGGCCUCAAUCCUCAUUCCGAGGUGGUGCAGAUCUCCUGCAACAGCUCUUCAGAUCUGCUGACUUUGGCCAAAGCUUUCUUUGA